Molecule: messenger RNA, 2615 nt
Organism: Nicotiana attenuata
Lineage: Eukaryota; Viridiplantae; Streptophyta; Magnoliopsida; Solanales; Solanaceae
Product: zinc finger CCCH domain-containing protein 32-like
Exons: 7
Coding region: 326-1816 (496 amino acids)
Molecular function (GO): metal ion binding; mRNA binding
Source: RefSeq, a predicted model, not a curated record
CCUCCAACCGCCCGCGCACCCCGACUCCCGCGAGAAAAAUAACGCUCUCUCUCUCUCACACACACACACAAGCCAUUACUGAGUGAGAGAGAAUAGUGUGCGCGCGCGUGACAAUAAAAACCACUAAAAAAACCCUUUCAUUUCUCUCUCUAAAACCCCCACUCGAACUCGAUCAAAAACAUUCCCACGAGGCACACAACAAACACUCUCUUCUUUCUCACUCACUCUUGUUCAUACACUACAUAUACUUAUAGCCAUCCGUACAUAUGUACAUAUACGAUAUAUUUGUAUAGUUAUAUGUAUUUAUAAAUUAAUUUAAAGGGCAAUGGAGAGGUACAGUGGGACCCAGGCAAUGGAGGGUGCUCCGGUGUCGGAAUGGACUUCUCCCGGCGGCGAUACUGGGCUCGAAGAGGCUAUGUGGCAGUUGUCGGUGGGAAGUGGCCCAGAAUCGUACCCUGAACGGCCCAACGAGGCCGAUUGUAUUUAUUAUUUGAGGACGGGCUUCUGUGGCUAUGGCUCUCGCUGUCGGUUCAAUCAUCCUCCCGAUUGUAAUUUGGUUAUGGGAGCUGCGAGAGCUAUCGGAGGAGGAGGAGGAGAAGGAGAAUACCCCGAAAGAGUGGGUCAACCAGUUUGCCAGUACUAUAUGAGGACGGGGAUGUGUAAAUUUGGUACUUCCUGCAAAUAUCACCAUCCAAGACAGGGAGGUGUAUCUCCAGCCCUGAUGACACAUAACAUUUAUGGAUACCCGCUGCGACCGUUCCUGGCACAGGGUGAAAAGGAAUGCUUGUUCUAUAUGAAAACAGGGCAGUGUAAAUUUGGCAUCACCUGUAAAUUUCACCAUCCUCAGCCAGCUGGUGUGCAAGUGCCAGCAUCAGCAGCUAGACCUGGAGCAUUUCCUUUGCCAGCGGCUGUUCUCCCACCAGCCACUUAUCCAGCAGUGCAAUCUCCUUCUGUUCAAUCAGCUCAACAAUAUGGAGUGGUUGCUAGCAACUGGCCGGUUGUGAGGCCUACUCUGCUUCCAGGUUCCUAUCUUCCUGGCACAUACGGUCCUUUGCUUUUCCCCCCUGGGAUGGUUCCUGUGCCAGGUUGGACUCCUUAUCCGGCAUCUGCUAGUCAAGUGCCCUCGCUAACUACUCAGCCUGCUGCUGGAGCAGGUCCAGUUUAUGGGCUUACACAACUAUCUGCAUCAGCACCUGCCUACAUGGGACCGUACACGUCUCUUACUGCUUCUAUAGGUCCUUCAGGCAGCAUCCAGAAGGAACAUGCUUUCCCAGAAAGGCCUGGGCAACCUGAAUGUCAGUAUUACAUGAAGUAUGGGGAUUGCAAAUUUGGAUCUUCAUGUAGAUACCAUCAUCCACCUGAGUGGAGUGGACCAAAAUCAGGUUUUAUCCUCAGUGCCAUGGGUCUUCCUCUUCGUCCUGGUGCACCAAUUUGCUCUCACUAUUCACAAAAUGGAGUGUGCAAAUUUGGACCUUCUUGCAAGUUUGACCAUCCAAUGGGAAUAAGCUAUAGUCCCUCAGCAUCGUCUCUCGUUGAUAUGCCGGUUGCGCCUUACCCAGUCGGAUCUUCUGUUGGUACUUUGGCUCCCUCCUCCUCAUCCUCAGAUUUGAAGCCUGAACUUGUAUCUGGAUCCACCAAGGAUGCCUUCUCUACCCAAAAGUCUUCUAUGAGCACUUCAAGCGGUUCAGUUGGUUCAAUGUUCUCAAAGGGUGGUCCUAUUUCUCAUUCUGGUGUUCAACAGUCUAUACAGAGUUCUACCUCUUCCAGUGGCAGCAGCAGUACAGGUCGCGAUGGUGAGGCUCAAACAUCAAGUUGAGAGAAAAGAUUGAGAAAUCACAUUUUUCUACUGCUCAAUGAUCAUGAACAAGGAUUCCGUUUUUGGUGCUAGCCUUUCUUAGGAAGCUUUUAUCUUAGUCAUCUUGGUUCCUCCCAUUCACAUCUAGCACGCACUCUAGUUCUGUCUUUCUGUGUUCAUAUAAUCACCACGUGGCCCACCUUUUCCAUCUAGCACACACUCUAGUUCUGUCAUUUUGUGUUCAUAAAAUCACCACAUGGCUCACCUUCGCCAUUUUCGCCCAUUUUGAAUAAGUGUAUUCCAUCCUUCAGAGGUCCAACAACCCUCAAUGGAGGCCUGUACUAGCCUUCCGAAUAACUAGUAACAAAAAUCACCUUCCUUUUUAGAUGUCAUUUUUGGACCUUGUUGUGGUUAUUUAUGUGGUAGUCUUUUAGGGAACCAAAAAAAAAAAUUUCUGCUGUGUCAUUCUCCUUCCAAUUGGACUGUCUUCACUCCUGUCCUAUUUGGUCCCUUUUAAAACUGGGGACAAGCUCCCACUUGACUAUAGGAAUGAAUACCUUGGUCUUGUUGUUUUGGUGUGGGACUUUCUUGUGAAGAAAACAGCUGAUUCACAGAUUCCGAGCAAGGCAAAUGUAUUGCUGCCUUUAUGGGAUCUACCUGAUACUUUAUGUUGUGAUAUGGGAAAUCACCCAACCUUUUUUUCUUUUAUAAUAAUAUUUAACACCAAAUACAGCAAAAUUCCAAGGGAAAACCUUGACUUUGUAAGAAUUCAAUUUCUGUUUAUAUCAAAUUCAGACUCAUCACUGUCAUUUUGAUGCAA